AUGUGUACCAAUGCGUGUAAAACAAAAAUACGGUAUUAUGAUUUUACGUCUUUGUAUCCGUAUGUUCAGAAAAUUAAUGUAUUUCCCGUAAAACAUCCUGAAAUUGUGCGCGGUGUAGAAAAAUGUAGCAAACUUAAUUUGGGGUUUGUAUUUGGAUUGAUUAAAUGUAAGAUACUUCCGCCUAAAAAUCUUUUAUUUCCUGUUAUUCCUUAUCGGACCACUAAAUUAACAUUUCCACUAUGUCGUACUUGUGCAGAUAAUUUAUGCGAUGUUUGCACACACAAUAAGGAAGAACGCGUGUUAUACGGCACAUGGACAAGUGUAGAAAUACAAGUGGUGCUGAAACACGGUUAUAGGGUAAAGGAAGUUUACGAAGUAUAUAAUUAUAAGCAGCGUGAGAAAAUCUUUGAUACAUAUGUCAACACUUUUAUGAAAUUAAAACAGGAAAGCAGCGGGUUGCCAAAAAACUGCUAUGAUAUUCAGGGUAAUGUAGACGAGAAAAAAGUCAACGAAUAUGUAGAGGAAUAUUUUAGACAUGAGGGUGUGCAAUUGGAUGCCAGUAAAAUUUCAUAUAAUCCCGGACAAAGAUCAGUUAUGAAAGCGUUGUUAAAUUCAUUAUGGGGUAAAUUAGCACAAAAUGAAAAUGUACCCAUUGUAUCGUUUGUUGAUCGUUUUCACGACUUAUUAGAAAUGGUUAACGAUUUAAGUAUUGAAGUAACAUCACUAGAUUUUAUAAGCGACGACAUAGCACGCACAACACAUCGAAAGGUUUCGUCCUUGGUAACUUUACCAAACAGAAAUGUAGUUAUAGCGGCAUUUGUACCAGCGUAUGCACGUUUAGAACUAUUUAAAGUUUUACAUAAAUUGGGGGAGGACGUUUUGUAUUACGAUACUGAUUCUGUGAUAUAUGUGGAAAAUAUUGAAAAAGGACACGUUUUAAAAACCGGUAGUUAUUUGGGGCAACUGACGGAUGAAUUAUAUGAUAAAAAAGCGAAAAGUGAAAAAUGGAUAGAAACGUUCUGUGCUACUGGUCCAAAAUCAUAUUCGUAUCGAACCAAUGAAUAUAUUAAUGAGGAUGGUGAUAAAAAACGUGAUGAGAUUGUUUAUGUUAAGGGGUUUUCGUUAAAAGGCGAUACUAAAAAGAAAAUUACUUUUGAUAGCAUUCAACAAUGCGUGCACGAUCGAAAAAAAAAAAUCACAACAUUUUAUACGGAAUUUACGCGGUCAAAUAAUCAAACAAUAAAUGUUCAGCAAGUUCAGAAAAAAUUUCAAUUUACAUUUGAUAAACGUAUUAUUCGUAAUGAUUUUACGACCGUUCCUUACGGGUAUAUUGAUGCAUAA
Paramuricea clavata is the source of this 1341-nucleotide messenger RNA. NCBI's taxonomy places the organism in Eukaryota, Metazoa, Cnidaria, Anthozoa, Malacalcyonacea, Plexauridae. The record is from the annotation of a GenBank genome assembly.